AUGAGAGAUUUUGUUAAUGGGGCAUGGUCCUUACAUGUGAAAACUUUAUUUGUGAAUCAUUUGAAUUCAAAAUAUAGACAGACUGUUGGGUACCUGGAAACUGGUUCCAUUUAUAUCAGCUUCCAUCUUUAUUUCAUAAGGUGUCUCUGCUAUGUGGAACCACAAAAUCUAACAGGUGUCGUGGAAUUCCUCCUCCUGGGAUUGACAGAGGAUCCAGAGCUGCAGCCCCUCCUCUUCGGGCUGUUCCUGUCCAUGUACCUGGUCACCAUCCUGGGGAACCUGCUCAUCAUCCUGGCCGUCGUCUCUGACCCCCACCUCCACACCCCCAUGUACUUCUUCCUCUCCAUUCUGUCCCUGGCUGACCUCGGUUUUACUUCUACCACAGUCCCAGAGAUGAUUUUUGACAUUCAAACUCACAACAGAAUUGUCUCCUAUGUGGGUUGCCUGAUUCAGUUGUCUUUUUUUAAUCUUUUUGGAUGUUUGGACAGUGUAGUCCUGACUGUCAUGGCCUAUGACCGGUUUGUAGCUAUUUGUCACCCCCUGCACCAUGCGACCAUCAUGAACCCCCGCCUCUGUAGCCUGCUGGUCCUGCUGUCUCUUUCGAUCAGCCUUUUGGACUCCCAGCUGCACUGCCUGAUGGUGUCACAACUUACCUUCUGCACAAAAGUGGAAAUUCCUCAAUUCUUCUGUGACCCUCCACAACUCCUCAAGCAGAGUUGUGAUGAUAUCUCCACCAAUAACAUAUUCACCUAUCUUAUUGGUGCCAUCUUUGGGGGUGUUCCAAUCUCAGGGAUACUUUACUCUUACUACAAAAUCGUUUCCUCCAUUCUUAAAGUCCCAUCAACAAGUGGGAAGUACAAAGCCUUCUCCACCUGUGGCUCUCACCUGUCAGUGGUUUGCUUGUUUUAUGGCACAGGACUUGGGGUGUACCUCAGCUCAAGUGUCUCACAUGCUCCCAGUAAGGGUGCAGGGGCCUCAGUGGUGUACACUAUGGUCACCCCCAUGCUGAACCCCUUCAUCUACAGCCUGAGGAACAGGGACCUCAAGGGGGCCAUGCAGAAGCUCCUCAACAGAAUAGCCCCAUCUUAA
Molecule: messenger RNA, 1089 nt
Organism: Manis javanica (Malayan pangolin)
Lineage: Eukaryota; Metazoa; Chordata; Mammalia; Pholidota; Manidae
Product: olfactory receptor 7E178-like
Biological process (GO): G protein-coupled receptor signaling pathway
Cellular component (GO): membrane
Molecular function (GO): olfactory receptor activity; G protein-coupled receptor activity
Source: RefSeq, a predicted model, not a curated record